AUGGCGAAUCGAGGCGGGAAAUUGGAACGGAAGAAGACGAUGGCGAUGAAUUGGGCGGGAUUGGGCGAGGUUGAAGACGACGACGAUCACUUUUUCGAGACCUCUAAUCGGAUCUCAACCGUCGUACCUAUGGAUUUAGCUUCAUCUUCCGACGAAGAAGGUGAGUUCGACGAUUGCCGGAUCUCGUUUUCCUCCAACGUAUCUUCCUCCUCUCGCGCUGCUCCUCCGCCGGAUAUGUCGCCGGAUUAUGAUAUCUGGAUGUCGGCGCCGGGAUCUAUCACGGAGCGUCGUCGUCGGCUUUUAAACGGAAUGGGGCUCGAAUCUAAGAAGAGUAUGCUCGGAGCUAUCUCGAUCCAGCGCGUGAGCAAACCUACGGCCGUAGAGUGCGGAGGUGGUUCUCGAGUUGUGGAAGGAGGAGGAGUAACGGAAGCGAAGGUGGAGGAGCGUGAUCAGAAUUCUCCGGUGGAUCAACAGGUUAAUCGAUCUCCACCAUCGAUGUCGGUUUUGCUUGUACGGUCCAGAUCUGAUUCCGAUAUCGAAGCUUCUUCCGCUGAGAAAAAGAGGAAAGAUGAAAUGUUAGGGAAAACGUCGAAAUCGCGUCUCACUAGAACCGCGUCUGCGAUUGGGGCUCAUUGUGCGAGAAUCUGUCCGUAUUUCACACCAACGCGAGCUUCGCCGCCGGACGCACAAAACGGUCAUAUUCAAGGUCAGAAGAAUGGCGUUUUGCUCUCUUCGGUAGUUUCAAAGACGCGUUUCAGUGCUUUUUUCCUGAUUAAGAAUCUCGAUACUGGUAAAGAGUUUAUCGUGAAGGAGUAUGGUGAGAACGGAAUGUGGAAUCGACUUAGUGAUUUGCAAACAGGUAAACAAUUGACAAUGGAAGAAUUUGAGAAAAGCGUUGGAUAUUCAUCUGUUGUUAAGGAUCUUAUGCGACGAGAAAACGCGAAUACCGCGAUUGAUUUUAGGAAAUUCCCUUCGUAUGUGUCGAAAAGCUUGAGAGUUAGUAAGAAGAGAGGAGCUGCAUUGUUAAAGAACAUUAAAGACGUUGCACAUUCUAUGAGCUCUAAGGUUUCAGAGAAGGAUUCAAGUGGUAGUGGUACGAGUAGUCCGAGAACAGUGGAUCAAAAGCAGGAGAAGAACAAUGACCAAACGAAUCAAUGGGUGAAAGUGAGACAUUCUGGGAAGUCUCAUAAAGAUUUAAGUGCUUUACAUUUGUGUCAAGAGAUUCAAGCUCAUAAAGGAUCUAUUUGGACUAUGAAAUUUAGUCCAGACACACAUUUACUAGCAAGUGCAGGGGAAGAUCGUGCAAUUCAUGUGUGGGAGGUACAAGAAUGUGAAAUCAUGUCAAUGAAUGAAGGGAGCUUGACACCGAUUCAUCCUUCAAUGUCUGGUUCCACGGAUAAAUCGCCUGCGGAAGGUGAAGCUGUAGAAGUACAACCUGAUAAGAAGAAAAAAGGGAAAGCUUCAUCAUCGAGUCGAAAGGCAAACCAGAUCCCAGAUUAUGUUCAUGCACCUGAAACUGUGUUCUCGUUAUCAGAUAAACCAAUUUGCUCUUUCAGUGGUCACUUGGAUGAUGUUCUGGACUUAUCGUGGUCUCGGUCACAGCUAUUGCUUUCAUCUUCCAUGGACAAAACCGUGCGGUUAUGGGAUAUUGAAACUCAAAGCUGUCUAAAACUAUUUGCACACAAUGACUAUGUUACUUGUGUACAAUUCAAUCCACUAGAUGAAGAUUACUUCAUAAGUGGCUCCCUUGAUGCCAAAAUCCGUAUAUGGAACAUAUCAAAUCGUCAAGUAGUGGAGUGGAAUGAUCUAAAUGAAAUGGUUACCGCGGUUUGUUAUACUCCCGAUGGUCAGGGUGCAUUUGUUGGUUCACAUAAAGGGAAUUGUCGGCUUUACAGUGCAGAGGAUUGCAAGUUGGAUCAAACAAACCAUAUCGAUCUGCAAAACAGAAAGAAAGCUCAAGCUAAAAAGAUCACAGCUUUCCAGUUUUCGCCGAUUAAUCCAUCAGAAGUGCUUGUAACUUCUGCUGAUUCACGCAUUCGGAUUCUUGACGGUACUGAACUAAUUCAAAAGUUCAGAGGCUUCAAAAACACAAGCAGCCAAAUGACAGCAUCUUACACGCUAGAUGCAAAACACAUUGUUUGCGCAAGCGAAGACUCACAGGUUUACGUGUGGAAACACGAGGAGCCACGACUAGGAAUCACCGGUAGAAAAACCGUAGCCAUGUGUACUUCUUACGAAACCUUCCCCUGCAAAGACGUUUCUGUCGCGAUCCCGUGGCACGGUGUAGUAAAAGGCGAACUACCACCCACACAAUCAAAAAAGAACCCGAAAAAAUCCUCAACUACUGUUACUACACCGGAAAACGCAACCACGGGUAAAAAACCCGGUCUCCCACCAUUACCUAAGAAAAACAAUGACAACACCGCGGAUGGAGCAACAGAACAACAUCAAGAAGAUGAAACCGCGACGCAUAUUCCGCAAAAUGAAACAGAGAACACAGGAGAAUCAUUAAAACCCGGGGAUUCGCCUUCUAUAUCGAUCUCAUCUCGGAUUUCUUCUUGGUCUUGGUUUGAUAGUAGCGGGAGUCAUGGAGCGCAUGCGGUUCAGCCAACGGCUUGGGGAAUGGUGAUCGUUACAGCCACGCUAGGUGGCCAAAUCCGGGCUUACCAGAAUUUUGGAUUGCCCCGCAGAGUCGGCCGUCAAGGCUCUCUAUUUUCACAUAACAGCGCGUAA
Arabis nemorensis is the source of this 2733-nucleotide messenger RNA. Lineage: Eukaryota; Viridiplantae; Streptophyta; Magnoliopsida; Brassicales; Brassicaceae. The record is from the annotation of a GenBank genome assembly.